AACGUUUUUAAUGUCCAAGCUGUCGUAAUGGCAGCGCUACUCUCACAUAGCUGAAAGGGCGAGACGCCGUUGAAAUCUUGCACUAUGUGGUGUGGGGACAAGAAAACUUGAGUUUGCACUUGUCAGUGAAACUUACAACUGCGAUGUUACAUAUUCCUCAUAAAAGUCUCCGUAAGCAGUCUCACUAACUCGGAAAUCAAGGAAAUAUACCAUCAUCAAUAUAUACGGGGGCAAUUGCCGGAAAAUAUGGAUUCGUGAUCUUUUCGGAUACUCACUCACCCCUCACUUGACGUCCUACCUAUUCAGUCUAGGUAUCUUAAAGUUUCAGCACGGGAAACAUUGGAAGAGCAGUAAAGCUUUCUCAAUUCCAUUUCCCAAUAUCCUUUUAAGAAAAACAACGAUAUGAGGACGUCGUCGGCACUACCGCUUCCUCCCCCGAAUUUCUCGCGCAAAAAGGAGUGCAUCCUCGAGCUGCUCGCCGUCCCGGAGGCGGAAUACAGCGAUGCGUCGCCCAAGGGUUCCGUCGACGCGGAGAUCCGAGAUUUGAUUGAAGAGAUCAAUGCGAUGGACGGCUUCGUGACGACUAGUAGCUGCGCAGGGCGCGUGAGCGUGUUUGUUGAGGGGAGGAAGGCUGGGACUUCUGCGGAGGAAGACGAUGCUGCUAGACCUACUACGGUUGCUGCGGCUGGUGGGAAAGGAGGUGGUGGCACUUGGUUGUUUGUCUCGCAUGAUCCGGUUGAGGAGAACGCGAGCGAAGGCGUGAGGGGCCUGCUUGGGCUGCGUGGUUUUUCUGUGAAGUCUGAGGGAGGGGGGGACGAUGCUGCACGAGGAAACUCUAAGGAUACAAGGCUGGUCCAUUUCAAGUUCGAGCCGAUGAUACUCCAUGUCCUCACGGCAUCGUUGGAACACGCUCAGGUCAUCCUCCGCUGCGCCCUGCAAGCUGGUUUCCGUGAAAGCGGCGCCGUCAACCUCACAUCAUCAGGGGCCGAAGCUGUAACUCCCAUUGUGGCGGUCCGGUCAAUGGGGCUUUCGCUUGAGUCGUUGAUCGGCAUACAAGAAGAUGGUGCAACGAGGUGUACUGUCUCUGAUGACUAUCUGCUCAGUCUGUUACGCAUUGCUAAUGAGAGGUUCGAAGAAAACAAGAAGAGGAUCGAGCGGUUUCGCACUGCUAUUCUAGAAGUCAGUUAUCCGCCGAGGAAAAGAGACGGCACCGAAUGGGAAGAUGCCCAGACUAGACGCGAGAGGAAGAGAAUGGAGGGGCUUCGGCGAAAAGCUGAACUUGAGAGGCAGAACAAGGAGAGGGGUGUGAUUGAGGGUGGUGAUGAUGGGGAUCUAGAUUUCCCCGUGAAUACAGAAUUUACAUGAUCAAAAGUGUCCCCCAUAAAA
Molecule: messenger RNA, 1386 nt
Organism: Xylaria bambusicola
Lineage: Eukaryota; Fungi; Ascomycota; Sordariomycetes; Xylariales; Xylariaceae
Product: methyltransferase TYW3-domain-containing protein
Exons: 2
Coding region: 403-1365 (320 amino acids)
Biological process (GO): tRNA methylation
Cellular component (GO): cytoplasm
Molecular function (GO): tRNA methyltransferase activity
Source: RefSeq, a predicted model, not a curated record